Vanessa atalanta (red admiral) is the source of this 6387-nucleotide messenger RNA. RefSeq names its product mucin-12-like. Bases 473 to 4945 code for a protein of 1490 amino acids. The transcript is spliced from 8 exons. Gene Ontology annotation, cellular component: nucleus. The record is from RefSeq and is a predicted model, not a curated record. Lineage: Eukaryota; Metazoa; Arthropoda; Insecta; Lepidoptera; Nymphalidae.
UGGCGGCGAUUAAUGUGAAAGGCGAAACGUUGUCGUAUUUGUACUUGUAAAUAAAGUAGUAGCUUCGUUGAAACAAUAUUACUCUUAAACAAAGAAAAGAAGACUUGUUACAAAGUGUAUAUUAUUCAGUGAUCAGUUGGGUGUAAUACAUAAUACAGUUUAAGUAGUCUUUAAUUUCACAAUAGACAAAACCCGUCUCAACGAGCACUCGAAGAGUCGAGGCCAUAUUUAUGAUGUUAUCUGUCGUGUGAGCGUCCUUUGAAACCACAUUGAUAAAUGGUUAUUCCAAACUAAUGCGAUGGAGUGUUAUCUGCAUAUGAAGAAUAUUUAACUUACUCAGUAUGACUUCAAGUGCUCCAAUUUAGUGGUUAUAAAUAUAUGUUUAUGUGUACAUCAAAUUAUGGAUGAAAGUGUGGACUUUUAUUAAUAAAUUACAUAAAUUAACACAACACAAAGCAACACGAAGGUGGUAAUGGAUCCAGUAGGACCAUGGUCAGCAUAUGCUUCGUACAAUCGGCUAGCAGGAGUACAAGCUGGUGCUGCAAGUGGGGACUUUCAUCAUCAUCUAGCAAGUGGUGGUACUGGAUUGGGCAGUCAGUCUGUGCCUUCUACAACAAGCCAGUUACUUCUUCAAGCAGCUCACACAACGGCAUCAUUAGCAGGCCAACUAGGGUCAUCAACUGCUUCUCCCUUUAAUCCUGGUGGAUUUCUCUCACCGCCUGCUGUGGGAUAUGAUGCAGUAUUCUCACCUUUGUUUCAUCAUGCAAAUCCAAAACCAGCACAUUAUAGUUCAUCACUUCAGGCUCAACAUCGUCAAGUGAUUGCACAAGCUCAAGCAGCAGUAGCAUCAAAACAGUCUUCAGUGGAAACUGAAAUAUCUUCAUUAAGAGAAAAUUAUUCACAUCAAACUUUAGCUGCACAAGGUUCUUCGUUUUUUGAUCAACCCUCAACUCCUGGUAGUACAACAGCAACAGGAUUAAGUUGGCAAGGAACAAAUCAACUUCCCAGUCCAUUUGGAAUUCUACCUCAUGAAAGUGUUGUGCCUUCAUCUCCAAGUCCUGCAACUACAAAGGCAUCAGCGACAUAUGAAAAUUUUAAUGCUCACUUUGCUGCUGCGCAAACUCUUAACAAUCACCUCAACUCUCAAAUUUCUAGUACUGGUAAACAAACCAAUAGGUCUGGCUCACCUGCUACUGCAUCUAAGCAACCAGCAUCUUCCUCAUCAUCGUCAACAUUUUUUCAAUCACCUUCAUCUUUUGGAAAUCAGACUGAUAAUUCAUACAGUACAAGUGGUGCAAAAAGUGGUCAACUAUCAUCACAGCAGGAUUAUGCUGGAAGUAAGUCCUAUUCAAGUUCUGCAAGUAACUCUUCUCACUCUCAGCAAUCGUGUAUUGUGUCAACUCCAUCAGUAACCUCUGCCUCCACACCUAGUAAAGAUUACCGUCCUUCCUCCACAGCGCCCUCAAGACCCUCUGCCUCGAUAUAUAGUUCCCAAUCUCCUAAAGGUGCUACUAAUGAAAAGAAUCCUCGUAGCUCAACUGGUAAUAGUAGUGGUUUUGUUUCUCCCACAUCUAAGCCACCAUUAAUACAAACAAAAGCACAAAGUAAAAUAUAUCCAGAACUAGGUAGUGAACAAAGAAAAAAUUGUGAUUCAAGUGAUAAACUUCAACCCCAAUCCAGCCCUAUAAGUUACUCUAUAAUGGAUGCUCCUGGGAGAAUGAACUAUAGUGGAAGUAGUGGAAGCUCUUCCAAGCCUAAUAGAAUUGGUUCUACUCAGUAUUCAUCCACACAGAGUUCAAGUUUUAGGCAUUAUCAAAGUGGUAACAAUGUUGAGUCAGAGUAUCAUGUUCGAGCAAAGAGUAGCUCUAGUACAGAUACUGGCUAUUCAAGCAGCAGUUCCCAAAAUGGUCCAGAUUGUAGUGUUGUAGUUACUAGAAGGCAAAGUCCUUUACAAACAGCCCCUCAAACGUCUCCUUUGGGGCAUGGUUCUAGUCCUGCAUAUCCUAUGUAUCAUAGUCCUAUGAAUUCUAUAAAUUCUCCACAGCAACAUGGAGAUCAUUAUAGUAAAGUUAAUACUGCACCAAGGUCACCACUUGAUGCCUCUGUUUCUUCCCGACCCCCUUCACAAAAUAGUCAAGUGGCCUACCCUUCUGUUAUUACUAGAGCAUUAGGUAUAGAACAAAGUAAAUCUUAUAGUGAAAAUAGAUAUGAGCGUAAUCAAAAUCAAAAUUCCAGCCAAAGUUGUUGGGACAAUGAAAGACAAACAAACAGAAAAUACAAUAGUAAUGGUAAUAGUAGUAAUACCAGUUCUAGUAAUUACAAUAAUAGUUUAUCUGAAAGCAAUACUCACAGUGAAAAGUCAACGUCUCAAUCUCAAAGUUCCUCAGAUAGAAGUUUAUCUGAUAAACACCAACACCCCUAUAUUGAUGGUAGUAAUGUAGCUUUGCAAGAUCUUUCCAGCUGUCGUGGUGACCCUAUGAGUAUAGUUAAAAACUUACAAACUUUACAACAGAGUUGUCAAUUACAAGAAGUUAAAGCUUCCAAAAGUCAAACACCACUAUCAAGUGUACCAGUGACUAGUAAAGUUGUUACUCGGCGAAAAAGUGUAGAAAAAGCUCCUCAUACAAAUAUGAAUGAAAUCUCAAAUGUUGUAAUGGCUGAUUAUUUAGCAAAUAGGAUCCCACCCCCGGCACAUAGUUCAACUAGUAACCAACAACAAAAUGGUUAUUUUGAUUUUGAAAGAUGGAAUCUCCCACCACCACCCCCUAAAAUGUUCCCCGGCACAUCUGCAUUUGGAUCUCAAGCUCCACUGCAUGCUUCAAAUUUUGCAAACCAACAUCAAGCUCUAGCGAUGCAACAUGGACAUGCACUUACUUAUUUUCCCCCUUUCCAUCUAGGUCCUCAUCCUGAUUUCCAAUCCUCGGUGGAGUUAACACCAUUAUCAUCGUUUAGCGAGACUCCACCUUCGGCUUCCUCAUCAUCUUUUUCGACACCAGAAACUCGUGAGGAGGAACAGCCUAAGGUGGUAGUACCUAAUAUAGAAGAAGAACUUGGUUUCCUUGCAGAACAACGGGCAAAUACUGCAUCGUCGGUAGCACCCUCUUCACAGCAGCAGAACAUUAACAGCACUUCCCAAGACGCUACUUCAAAAAUAAUGGAAAAAAAGUUCAAUGUUCCAGUCACGGGCCCCGGUUCAGGUUUCAUGGCUUCUUAUUUGAAAUUUUUACAAGGAGAGCGGGAUACAUCUCCCCCGCCGGCCGGCAGAGGCGCCAGGAAAUCGACUUGGUCGCGAACGACGAACAGUAACACGAACAAAUCGUAUACUAACGACCAUAAUAAGAGUCAGUGUGAGGCGAACACUACUCAACAAAGCGCCAACGGCGCAAUGGCUUCCAAUAAUGCACUAAACACAGGUAUGUCACUGAGCAACCCCGUCAUGAGUUCCGCGGCGAAUAUGAGCACGACAGGUUUGUUAGGCGCUAACCAAUUACACGGUGUGCCCUCGAAUAUUCUCGGCUCGCAAGCGAAAAAUGUAGAGUUAGACGAUCCCCGCUAUUAUAAUCUCAACAAAGAAAGAAAAAGAAAAUACGACGGGUCGGAGGAGGCCACCUACGACGCGGACGAGGAAGCCCGAAGGCUGAACAAACCGGUGCUGAACGUGCCCAGUACGCCUCUGAACGACAAGGGCAAGAAAGGUCGCACGACGACGACGAUGAGCAAGCCCACGCCGUCGGCGGUCGUGGCGCCUCAGCCGGCCGCGCCCAAGAAGCCACGAGCGCCUGCGCCGCCGCCCGUGGCGUCGCUGCAGCCCGCGCCGCAGCAGCAAUAUUAUUACCAACACCAGCCCGACGAAGUUACCGCGCACACAACGGGAUUGGCUUAUGGUACAUACGGGCCAGCAGACAAUGACGCUAACUCAAACAGGAAAUUACACCAUAUAAAAUCGCAUCAGCAAAUAUCGAGCUCAGGACAAAUAGAUAAUAAUAGACCCAUUGAAGAAAUGCCCUAUCAGUCUGGAGAAUUUGUUGCGAUAAAGAGUGAAUUAAACGAGAUGUGGCCGGCAAUAUGGAGAGUGGAUGGAAAAACUCUACUGCAAAAGUACGAGCCUUUUGAAGAAAACGGAAAAGUAUUAUACCGAAAUAUAUCAACGUAUGCUGCAUGGAAUCCUGAAAAUAAAAAACUUUACACCCAAGUUCCUGUUAAAGUUCGAUCACAAUCUCAUUUAGAAACAAUAGUCGAAUUAGUAAGAAGUGAGCUUCCGCUUGACGAUUGUAAUUUUAUAGAAAAGAGGAUGUUAGAAACUCAAAUGUAUCAAGAGAAUUUUGAAGUUUAUAUACAGACAUUAAUAUCGCACGCAUUGGAUCCCAACUUCUUAACGGAAAUAUUUCAAGAACAAGACGAAUACUUCCUAUCGAACGUGAAGACCGUGGACGAGGUGACGGAGACGAUGCGCACGCGCGUGUCGGGCGCGGCGGGCGGCGGCGCGGGCUCGAGCGGCGCGCGCGCGCUGGACGCGGCCGUGGCCACGUGGCCGGGCCUCAGCGUGGCGGCCGGCUCGGGCGUGUGUCGCGCCUGCGCGCGCCCCGCCGUGGCGCGCCUGCUGCUCUACGGCCAGCCCUACAACCCCGCCACGCUCGAGCCCGUGCAGCCCGACGCGAGACUCGCCUACGAAAAAGAAUUCCUUGUAUGUACGCCUUGUUGCGGGCGUGUGCAAUUGUAUUCAAGAAUAUCACAUCAAAAGUAUUUAAUGUAUGCCGAAUGUAGUAAGCGAGUAGCAGAAAAAAGGAUGCAGAACCCCAGCAAAGAUACUACGGUUAUUCUAAAUGAAUUACUAGCCGACGAAGUGUGGCUAUCUCAGUUGUUCCGAGACGUUCGGCACUCUUGGGCCGAAGCGGAGUCUUGGGAGCGCAAGAUGCGACACGCAAUGUCAAGACAAAUGAUUUAACGUUCAUAACAUGCGCCAAAAGUGUACAAAACACGCCACAAGGACAAUUCUUAUUUACUUUUUAUACCUGUGAAAUAUGUGCUGUAUGUAUGUAAUUUUUUUAUAUUUUUUUAUUACUCUUUACAUUUAAGCAUUUAAUAAUCUUUGUUCAAAUAACGUAUCUUUUAGCAAAUAAACAUCACGUAUUAAUAAUAAUUUGUUUUUUAAAUUCCAAACUAUCGACUAAUUUUGAUUGGCUGUUACUUAGUAUCAGUUUGUAAUAGUUAGGUGUGGUGCCAUUUUUGCUUAUAAAUAUGAUGCAAAAAUAGUAUACCAAUGUAGUGCCGUCGGGUUUCUGUAUGGUUUGUGAUUUUUUUCAUUUAUUUUAAUUCUAGAAUCUAGAUUAUACAUACAUAUUAAUUGUAUGUCUUGUCUUAGCUUGGGACAGCAGAGGUUAUAAAUACAUUUAUGAGUAAUAUUUUUAGAAACAAAAAUUAUUUUUUGUAAUUUAAGUUAAUUUUAUUUUAUAAGCAAAGGUGACCAUAACUUAUAAACGCCCAUUAUAGUAUUUUUCUUAAAAUGUAAUAAACUUAAAUAAUGUAAUAAAUGAAAAUAAAAUUUGUCAUAAAUAUAUUAAAUAUACUUAAAGGAAGUGAUAAAGAUGGUGAGGAUAAGUUACAAUUCAAAGGUCAUCUUCAGUCUUGAAAACAGAAAGGCCUUCUUAAAAUACGUAUUUCGAAAAAUGUAAAGAAGUGACGAUAUUAUUAGAAAGUCCCAUAAAUAUUUUUAUGUAAAUAAAUUAGAUAAAUUGUCAUUAUGUGCAAUGCCGAUCGGGAACAAAUGUUUUUUUUUUUUGUAAUGGAUCAAAACUGUCUUUUGAUUUGGAGAUUGAAAGAUUAUUAAUUUCCUAAGUAAUUUUCUUUCUUCAUUUUCUAUUAAAUUUAGCCAAUUAAAAAAUACCUAUACAAUACGCUUUUUAUCGAUAUUGAAUUUAUUUCCUUUUUUGUGACUAAAAUAACUGGUUACGCCACAUGUAUCCCAUAGCCGUUCACAAACAGUAAGUUGUAUGUUUAUUUGUUUUUCUCAAUUGAAACUAGAAUAUCAUUUCAAUCAUUGAACCACAAACUUCUUCCAUAUACAAACUUUUUGUAUAUAUAACAUUUAUUCAAGGAGGUAAUUAAAAUACCACAUUCCUAAAGCGGCCUUGAAUGUUUUAAAAAAAAAAUACUGAUUUAAAAGUGAUCCUUAAUUUUAAGUUUUAAUUGCCCUAAUUUAUAUAUGAACAAAACUGACGAUAUUAUACUUUCUAUAUUUGAAAUAAGUACAUUAUUAGAUAAUAUUUUGUAUAAUUGCAUUGGGUUGUAAAGGUUUAUAAGUAAAGCGCCGAUAAAAAUGCGUAAUUUUACACAUGGAUAAUAUUGUAAAAAAAUUAGGUUCUGAUAGUAAAGUUAAGAAGAACUUUA